AUUGAUGCUGAAUGUUGUUCGUUAGAAAGAGAAAGAGAAAAAACAAAAAACAAAGUUGACGGCUUCUGACUAGUUAUGACAGCAAGAUCAUGCCAGCAAGAUCAGGCAAGUACACGCAUUUGAAUUUGCUGUUAUGCAUCUAGCUAUGUUAUUUCAAUGUGAUGUUUAUACUCUUAAGUUUUAAAGAACAACAAAUACCGAUUUUUGAUCAGAAAAUAGGCAUCUGCACAGAUGCCGUAUCUCUCUAGUCAUAUGACGUCUCCACUUCCUGCUUGGAGUACCAAUUUUGAGACAACGCUGUUUUCUCCUCUAAUAAGAAAUGUUUCCAGAUAUAAUUUAUGGUACUCAUUAAACAUGAAAAUACCAAAAGGAUGGAUGAUGUAGCGCAGCUCGAAUCAAUCAACAGAUUAGCAGGGAACGGUUUUUAUUGACAUCUUGAAAUGUACAAAAAAAAUUCAUUUCCCAAGAUCCAAUGCAUGUCCGAAGGGGCGCGACGUCUCGAGGAUUUUUGACAGAAGAAAAUAAGAUAGUCUGCUUCCGCGCGCGAUUUAUAAUGUUUUGCUCACUUUGCGAAAUCUCUUGAGUUUAGCUAACAUUUCACAGUUAUAAUGACUUGAAUGUCAAUGCAUUUAACCUAGCUGGUCCUAUUUUCUCGGAAGAUAAGAUUGUAAUCAAAUGUCAUGGAGCGGCCUGCCAGCGGAAAACUCAGCAAUCAAGAUUGCCAGGCUGGUGGCACCCUAUCAACAUUGUUUGUCGUUUGUGGUAGCCAGCGGCAACAAAUAUUAACAUGACAACUGGGCCAUGCGCAGCUGGAGGUGGCAGUUCUCCAGGAUGAUGAGCCUUUGCCUGCGCUGGUGCCGGCUGUGUCCUAAGCGAGGGGUGCGCCCCAGCAAGCCCCGGAGGAAGCUAGGAGAGCUGUGGAGCUACUGGAAGCUGCUGCUCAACUCCCUCUACUUCAACAGCCUCACCAACUCUGACACCUACCUGGACUGUGUCUUUGAACCCAUCUACUGGAUUGUGGACAAUGUGACUCGCUGGUUUGGGGUGUUUUUUCGCCUUUCACGCUCCCUCAUGAGUUGUUCCCUCUGUCCGUGUCCUCCUCUCCUCUGUUCCCAGGUAUUUGUGUGCCUGGUGAUUGCCCUCACCAGCUCUGUGGUGGUCAUUGUCUACCUGUGCCUGUUGCCUGUUAUCCUCAACACCUACCCACUGCUGUGGAUCAUCUGGCACCUCACCUAUGGCCACUGGGUCCUCAUGAUGGUCCUCUUCCACUACUACAAGGCCACCACCACCUCCCCUGGACACCCACCACAGGUUAAAAGUGAUACACCGUCAGUGACCAUCUGUAAGAAAUGCAUCGUCCCCAAACCAGCCAGGACUCACCACUGCAGCAUCUGCAAUACGUGUAUUCUGAAGAUGGAUCACCACUGUCCUUGGCUCAACAACUGUGUGGGCCACUUCAACCACCGCUACUUCUUCUCCUUCUGCCUGUACAUGACCAUGGGCUGCAUGUACUGCAGCGUCAGCUGCAAAGACAUGUUCAUAGAGGCUUACAACGCUGUCGAGAGCUACUAUCAGACCCCACCAGCACUGUUUUCCUUCAGGGAAAAGAUGGUUCACAAUGGUGUCAUUUUCAUUUGGGUGCUGACAAGUUCGGUGGCAGUUGCUCUGGGAGGUCUGACCCUGUGGCAUGCUAUCCUCAUCACUCGAGGAGAGACCAGUGUGGAGAGACACAUCAACAAGAAAGAAAUCAGACGUUUAAAGGAGAAAGGAAAGGUGUUCCGAAAUCCAUACCACUAUGGGAAAAUAAACAAUUGGAAAGUUUUGUUUGGUGUGGAGGAGACGAGUCACUGGUUGACCAGAGUCCUCCUGCCGUCUAGCCACGUUCCCCAUGAAGAUGGACUGAUAUGGGAAUGCCCUCGGGCUCUCACCAGAAGAGACCCUAUGACCAUUUAACCUCCCACUACUCGCUGCUGGACAGUUUCUCAUCUCCACUUUAUGGGCCAUAAUCACUGCUAUAGCCCUGGCCCCUGGAUGGUGGGGUAGACAGAAUACUUAUUUUAGCCUCUGAGGAGUGGACUAUUUGGUGUUGAUUGUGGCCCAUGAGUCCAGGGACCUUAAUCGGACCGCCAGUCACUGUCAUGUGAACUGAUGGUCCUGUCUUUUAAUAGUCUCCUUGUCUUGUGGACUGACUGUUUUUGUACUGUUAGGUAUGUUGUCCAAAGUUGAUGUGAAGUGUCUGCUUUUUAAUUGUAUUGAAGUCACAGAAGAAGCAGUUUGGACUUUUUCAGUGCCAAAGAACAGCUUUCCACCAAAGGCUAGGUUCGAGCUAGAUAACCACAUGCCUUGGCCAUUGUCCAACUAUGGGUGAGUAGUCUGGAGACUUUGACAGAAUUACAUAAACAAUAUUACUAUUCAGGCUCCAGUUAGAUUAUGGUGCUCAUGUUACUGAGCAGUGCCCCUGUCAAUAUUAGGAAUUGUCAAAACAUUGCUAUGUGCCUUGUUAUGUUAAAUCUUUAACCUGUUUUCUAUUUGUUAAUUAUCAGGCACUAAUGCAAAGUACAGUAAUGUAUUUUCUACUGUUAUCCAACCUCUCCCACAUUGAUUUCCCCACUAAAAAGUUGCGUGUACACUACACGAUUUUGGUCACGA
Molecule: messenger RNA, 2649 nt
Organism: Oncorhynchus mykiss (rainbow trout)
Lineage: Eukaryota; Metazoa; Chordata; Actinopteri; Salmoniformes; Salmonidae
Source: RefSeq, a predicted model, not a curated record